AUGUCGGGGUCGCUCAAAUGUCGGUUGCUCAAGUGUCGGGGUCGCUCAACUAUCGGUCGCUCAAAUGUCGGUCGCUCAAAUGUCGGGAUCGCUCAAGUGUCGGUCGCUCAGAUGUCGGUCGCUCAAAUGUCGGGGCGCUCAAGUGUCGGCGCUCAAACGUCGGUUAAUCGUGCCAUUGGAAUAUGUUCGGAAACAGGUCCAGUUAGUGAUCUCAAUUAUGGUAUUGUGAUCUACGGCGGAACAACUACCACAAAUAUUCUUCGUCUAACUCAAUUACAAUGCCAAAAAAGACUAGCUAUGACUGAUGCUAUGAGAGGAACAUCGUAG
Molecule: messenger RNA, 327 nt
Organism: Didymodactylos carnosus
Lineage: Eukaryota; Metazoa; Rotifera; Eurotatoria; Philodinida; Philodinidae
Source: the annotation of a GenBank genome assembly